This is a messenger RNA of Pongo pygmaeus (Bornean orangutan), 3250 nucleotides long. RefSeq names its product POTE ankyrin domain family member B-like. Gene Ontology annotation, molecular function: protein binding. NCBI's taxonomy places the organism in Eukaryota, Metazoa, Chordata, Mammalia, Primates, Hominidae. The record is from RefSeq and is a predicted model, not a curated record.
GCAUAACGGCUUGGCUUGCCUGUAACCGCUAGGCUUGGCUUGGCGUUCCUCGCUUGGCUUGGCGUUAGUGGCUUUGCCUGGUGUUUCUCGCUUGGAUUGGCGUUUCUUCCCUCGCAUUCUUUUACUGGACUUGACUUUUUCUCUGCUGGGUUUGGCAUUCCCUUGGGUGGUCUGGGUGUUUCCUUGCGGGAGGGGGGGCUUGGCCUUUCCUGGGGUGGGAGUGGGGUCGCCCCGGGUGGGCGUGGGCUUGCCCCGGGUGGGCGUGGGCUUUCCCCGGCUGGGUGUGGGUUUUCCCUGGGUGGGGUGGGCUGGGCUCCCCUGCUGGGGUUGGCAGGUUUUGGCUGGGAUUGACCUUUCUCUUCAAACAGGUUGGAAACCCAGAGUUUCCUGCUAGUUGGUAAGACCGGUUGGUAGACGCGAUCUGCUCGCUACUACCGGCCUCCCCUGGCUGUUAAAAGCAGAUGGCGGCUGAGGUUUGUUCAAGGUCGGCUGCCUCCACUGUGAAGAAGCCAUUUGGUCUCAGAAGCAAAAUGGGCAAGUGUUGCCACCACUGCUUCCCCUGCUGCAGGGGGAGUGGCAAGAGCAACGUGGGCACUUCUAGAGACCACGACGGCUCUGCUGUGAAGACACUCAGGAGCAAGAUGGGCAAGUGGUGCCGCCGCUGCUUCCCCUGCUGCGGGGGGAGCGGCAAGAGCAACGUGGGCGCUUGGGGAGACUACGAUGACAGCGCCUUCAUGGAGCCGAGGUACCACGUCCGUCGAGAAGAUCUGGACAAGCUCCACAGAGCUGCCUGGUGGGGUAAAGUCCCCAGAAAGAAUCUCAUCGUCAUGCUCAGGGACACUGACGUGAACAAGAGGGACAAGCAAAAGAGGACUGCUCUACAUCUGGCCUCUGCCAAUGGGAAUUCAGAAGUAGUAAAACUACUGCUGGACAGACAAUGUCAACUUCAUGUCCUUGACAACAAACAGAGGACACCCCUGAUAAAGGCUGUACAAUGCCAAGAAGAUGAAUGUGCGUUAAUGUUGCUGGAACAUGGCACUGAUCCAAAUAUUCCAGAUGAGUAUGGAAAUACCGCUCUACACUAUGCUAUCUACAAUGAAGAUAAAUUAAUGGCCAAAGCACUGCUCUUAUACGGUGCUGAUAUUGAAUCAAAAAACAAGCAUGGCCUCACACCACUGUUACUUGGCGUACAUGAACAAAAACAGCAUGUGGUGAAAUUUUUAAUCAAGAAAAAAGCUAAUUUAAAUGCACUUGAUAGAUAUGGAAGAACUGCCCUCAUACUUGCUGCAUGUGGUGGAUCAGCAAGUAUAGUCAGCCUUCUACUUGAGCAAAAUAUUGAUGUAUCUUCUCAAGAUCUAUCUGGACAGAUGGCCAGACAGUAUGCUGUUUCUAGUCAUCAUAAUGUAAUUUGCCAAUUACUUUCUGACUACAAAGAAAAACAGAUGCUAGAAAUCUCUUCUGAAAACAGCAAUCCAGAACAAGACUUAAAACUGACAUCAGAGGAAGAGUCACAAAGGCUUAAAGGCAGUGAAAAUAGCCAGCCAGAGAAAAUGUCUCAAGAACCAGAAAUAAAUAAGGAUUGUGAUAGAGAAGUUGAAGAAGAAAGAAGUAAUCAUGUGGGAUUCCCAGAAAACCUGACUAAUGGUGCCACUGCUGGCAAUGGUGAUGAUGGAUUAAUUCCACAAAGGAAGAACAGAACACCUGAAAAUCAGCAAUUUCCUGACCCUGAGAAUGUAGACUAUCACAGAAUUUGCCAAUUACUUUCUGACUGCAAAGAAAAGCAGAUGCCAAAAUACUCUUCUGAAAACAGCAACCCAGUGAUGAACAAAAUGAUAUUCAGAAGGAACUUUCCAAAGAACAGAACACUGGAAUAUUACAAGCUUUCUCUUAGUCAUAAGAAAGAAAAAGAUCUCUUGCUUGAAAAUAGUACAUUGCAGGAAGAAAUUGCCAUGCUAAGACUGGAACAAGACAUAAUGAAAUAUCAGAACCAGCUAAGAGAAAAGAAAUAUUUGGAGGAAAUUGAAAGUGUGAAAAAAAAGAAUGAUAAUCUUUUAAAGGCUGUACAACUGAAUGAGCUCACCAUGGGUGAUGAUACCACCAUGCUCGUCAUUGACAAUGGAUCCGGCAUGUGCAAGGCCGGCUUUGCAGGAGACAAUGCCCCCCGGGCUGUCUUCCCUUCCAUCGUGGGGUGCCCCAGGUACCAGGGCAUGAUGGGGGGCAGGUCAAAGGACUCCUAUGUGGGCAUCGAGGCCCAGAGCAGGAGAGGCAUCCUGACCCUGAAGUACCCCAUGGAGCAUAGCAUCAUCACCAACUGGGAAAACAUGGAGAAGAUCUGGCACCACUCCUUCUACAAUGAGCUCCGUGUGGCUCCUGAGGAGCACCCGAUGCUGCUGACUGAGGCCCCCCUGAACCCCAAGGCCAACCACGAGAAGAUGACCCAGAUCAUGUUUGAGACCUUCAACACCCCAGCCAUGUACGUGGCCAUCCAGGCUGUGCUGUCCCUGUAUACCCCUGGCCGUACCACUGACAUCAUGACGGACUCUGGUGAUGGGGUCACCCACACUGUGCCCAUCUAUGAGGGAAAUGCUUUCCCCCAUGCUAUCCUGCACCUAGAACUGGCUGGCCGGGACCUGACUGACUACCUCGUGAAGAUCCUCACUGAGCGUGGCUAUAGGUUCACCACCACGGCUGAGCGGGAAAUCGUGUGUGACAUCAAGGAGAAGCCGUGCUAUGUUGCCCUGGACUUCGAGUGGUAGAUGGCCAUGGCGGCCUCCAGCUCCUCCCUAGAGAAGAGCUAUGAGCUUCCCAAUGGCCAGGUCAUCACCAUUGGCAACGAGCGGUUCCGCUGCCCCGAGGCGCUCUUCCAGCCUUCCUUCCUGGGCAUGGAAUCCUGUGGCGUCCACGAAACUACCUUCAACUCCAUCAUGAAGUGUGACAUGGACAUCCACAAAGACCUGUACGCCAACACAGUGCUGUCUGGUGGCACCACCAUGUACCCUGGCAUCGCCGACAUGAUGCAGAAAGAGAUCACUGCCCUGGCGCCCAGCACGAUGAAGAUCAAGAUCAUUGCUCCUCUGGAGCGCAAGUACUCCGUGUGGGUCGGUGGCUCCAUCCUGGCCUCGCUGUCCACCUUCCAGCAGAUGUGGAUCAGCAAGCAGGGGUAUGAUGAGUCAGGCCCCUCCAUUGUCCACCGCAAAUGCUUCUAGGUGGACUGUGACUUAGUUGUGUUACACCCUUGCUUGACAAAACC